Chara braunii is the source of this 5469-nucleotide messenger RNA. NCBI's taxonomy places the organism in Eukaryota, Viridiplantae, Streptophyta, Charophyceae, Charales, Characeae. The record is from the annotation of a GenBank genome assembly.
CGCCAACGAAGAAGCCACGUACCGGAGGAUACUUCGACAACAACACUUUCGAGCGAAUGAAGAACAAGAGGAGCCAACCAAGGAAGAGAGAAGCAAGGAGGAAAUAGCAGUACUAAUGGAACACAUGCUGUACACGUGCAAUUGGUAGCAAUGCGAGCUGCUGGCCAUGCGGCAGACCUUCAUCUGCCACGAAGCAACAUUUCGGACGCAGGAAUAGAAGAUCACCGCCUUGUAGAAUGCGAACAGUCAGCUGCAGACCACUGUCAGCAUAGGGUUGGCGCAGUUGAGUCGACAGGCAGUGCAGUGGCAGACUGCAGCCCAACUUUGGCCACGCAGGCCAAGCAACUCGAGGAGCGGAUCAACCACGUAGUCGCAUCCCUUGGCGACAUCAACACGAUUGCUGGGACGUCUACGGUCAGCAAUCAGCUGCAGACGCUCAGCGACCGCGUUCAACAACGAACGGCCUCCGUCGUCAAGGAUUGGAAGAUGUCGAACUUCAAGAUUGAGAAGUUCGACGACUACCACAAGAUUGAUCCGUUGCAAUGGUGGAUGGCAUUCAACGCGGAGGCAGAUGUACAUCACCCCCCACCACUACGGCGACUUGACGCACUCUACCUCCAACUUAUCGGAGGGGCACAAGCUUUCAUGACGCACAUGGACGUCGCGUUGGAAUGCACCAUCGCCAACCUCCACACCAAGAUCACGUGGGAGGAGUUCGAGAAGAAGUGGAAAACCCGGUUCAUGGUCAACAACGACAAACAUCACGCCUUGAACAAGAUCUUCCACAUAUUCCAAGGCCAGCAAACAUCACGGGAAUGGCUGACGCAGUGGCAAAGACUCGUCGCCACCCCGGAUACCACCUCCGUCGACGGACGGCGGAGUCUUCGUAACUAUCUUGCGAAGAUCGAUCGCGAGCACGCAACGCAAUGGUACGUUGACAUCGAUGCGCCGCUCUAUAUCCGCAUUCAGAUCGGAAAGGCGACCUGCAGUGCCUUGAUCGAUUGUGGAGCGUCUCGCAAUUACAUCAGCCAAGACUUCAAGGCACGCGCCGGGCUAGGCCUGCGAGUUCGAAGGAAAAGUCAGCCUACGCACGUCACGUUGGCCGAUGGUCACACGCAGAAGUCAAUUGACCAUUGCGUUGACUCCGUGCCCGUGUACUUUGCCCCACUAGGAUGCGACACCGUGUCACUCGACAUAUUGGACACUAAGUUUGACAUGAUCUUAGGCAUGUCAUGGCUGCAAAGAGAAGACCAUCCGGUGAACUUCUAUCGACGCACCGUUCACAUCGAGAUCCAGCCAAGAGAUCGGUACAAAACCGCAUUCAAAACGCAAUAUCGGCACUUUGAGUGGAUCGUCAUGCCUUUCGGUCUUACCAAUGCCCCGACUACUUUCCAAGCGGCUAUGACGACGGAAUUCCACGACCUGCUCGACUGCACCGUAAUCAUUUACCUUGAUGACAUCUUGGUUUAUAGCCGGUCGCUGGACGAGCACCUUCGCGCUGUUUUGGAGCGGCUCUGUAUCGCGAAGUACAAGGCGAACCGCGACAAGUGCGAGUUUGCCCAGCAAGAGCUGGAGUGUUUGGGCCAUUACGUUACGCCGCAAGGCAUUCAUCCGCUUGCGGACAAAGUACAAGUCGUUCAAGAUUGGUCGGACCUCGCGUGUACCACCCACGAUCGCUCCUUUCUCGGCUUAGCAUCAUAUUACAUGCGCUUCGUCAAAGGUUUCCAAAGGAUCGCUGCACCAUUGUCGCGACUUCUGUCCCCCUUGGUGCCCUUCGAGUUCAAUGAUGAAGCCCGCCCCGCGCUGGAGGCAGAAGCUCUGGCUGGCAUCGCUACGGUGGAGCAUGUGGGGUUGCUUGAUCUGGCGGGUCGAUCUCGAGUGGAGCUGGCGACAGUUGUGAUCGUCCAGUCGUUGGCUUUCUUACCUCGCUCUUAUCUGCAGCGCAUGUCUCGGUCUCAGCUCAUCAUUUGUAUUGGUUCGGCUGUCAAACCCGCAGACUCAGCCAUAGCGGAUGAACACAAUUUGCACCUGGUACAUGUGGACAAAUGUAGGUUCGGCGAGGUUGCAGACACUGUUAUGGCAUUGAUACUGGGUCUGCUCAGAAGAACGCAUGUGCUGGCCUCGCGUGGGUGUCCCCGAUUGGGCUGGUUUGGAGACGGGGUUGGUGAAUUACAGGGAUCCAGGAGGUGUAGGGGUUUAAUGCUUGGUCUGAUUGGAGUUGAUGGAGCUGCUUGUGCUCUUGCGAGGCGUGCUGCCGGAUUUGGGACUAAGGUUCUUUAUUGGGACUUACCGCAGGAUGAGCCAGAGAACAACAUGCGGAGGAAGACGUAUCCUAUGAAUGCGGAACGUGUGGACACACUGAAAGAACUCCUAUCUUCCAGUGACAUAGUGUCUCUUCAUUGCCCGUUGGUGGAGGAGACAAAGCGAAUCAUCAACGAGACAUCUCUCAAGUCCCUGAAACAUGGGGCUCUCCUUAUAAACACGUGUGGCAGCCAUCUGAUAGAUGACUGUGCGCUUAAGCAGGCAUUGAACUCAGGAGUUGUAGGCGGUGUUGCUUUGGAUGGAGUUGACGGACCCCAGUGGUUGGAGGCAUGGGUGCGGGAAAUGCCGAAUGUUCUCAUUCUUCCGCACAGUGCGGAUUACAGUGAAGAGGUGUGGACAGACAUCCGGACCAAGGCUGUUGCAUUAAUCCACUCAUAUCUGGUGGAGGGAACAGUCCCAGAUGAUGCCAUUUCAAAGGAGGAUGAGGAAGAGGAGUUAGAAAGGGAGAGAGAAAUGGAGAAGGAACUGGAGAGGGAAAUGGAAUUGGAGAGGGAGCGCGAGUGGGAGAGAGAGAGGGAAAGAGAGAGAUUACGGGAUGUCAGGGGAGGGGAGAAACGUGGGCAUGGCCUGGAGAUCGGGGUAAGCCAAGGGCAGGGCUGGAUCACUGGAGAAGGGUUAUUUUCACAGGGGCUUGGGUGGCAGAUGCCUCAUCCGCCUCUUCAGCAUCAGCAUCCACAGCAGCAGCGGGGAGUAGGAGGCCUGUCCUUGUUUGCGCCUCAAUUUUGCCAGGGUGGACUAGAUGGGGAUGGUCCACAUGAGGUUGUUGAACCUUGGGAGGUGCAGGGAAAGCCUGCAGAUGACCCCGUUGAAAAGGGCUUAAAGGGGCCGCUCGGAAUUGUUAGUGGGCUUGCAAACCUCGGCCUGAGUUUCAGACCUGGGUCCGGGGGAGGUAGUGGAGAGAAAGGGGGCGUGGGGGGGGGUAAGAAGUCAAAGAAAAAGUCUGCACGAGGACGCAGGCAUCAGAGAACAAGGUCAAGCAACUCGCUUCAGUGGGAAGGGGAGGCAGUUCUCUCCAAUCAAGUGCAAGCAGAGGAGCCAGGGGGUGAGAGGAAGGAUGCCGAAACCAUGGUGAAGGUUGCCAGAGAAGGGGUCACCAAUGGUGCAGAAGUGGACCUGAUGGGGGGUGUACGGAGAACAAAUGAAGCGAUGGGAAUGGCAAUGAGCAAUGGUGUGGAGGCGGAGGGUGUCAAUUCAGUAGCAGAUUUCAGGGUAAGGGAUGGAGUCAAUUUAUUUGAUGGUUUUCAUGGUGGGGGGGCUCAGUUGCAGAUUCAGCCUGGAGGGAUCUCCCGAAGUUUUAGCCAUGGGCUGUGUGAGACUGGUGUGUUAAGAGAUGGGGUGGUGGUGGCUCUUCGGUCUAUAACUGGUUCACAAUACUAUGCUGCCAGGCAAAAAGGUCCGGCAAGAGGAUGGCAUUUGGAGACCGUCAGAGGGCUGACCCCCAAGGAUCCCUCGGCGCAAUUUCUUGUUGUGAUGAAGAAUAAGGCAGGGUACACAGUCGUUGGGGUCCGGGAGGUCGACUGGUUAAUGGGAGCUGCUCUUUUCCCACUAAAGAAAGUGUGGAAUGGUGUUCUGAAACUGAAUGACUUCGGGAAUCGUGAUCAACAAAUUAAAGGGUCAUGUGACUGCUUUCAGGCAUCGCAGUCCCGUGUCUUGCACGCAAUGGCAGGCGUUCCCAUCCCAACCGAUUGCUUCUCUGAGGAGUCUGUUCAUUGUUGCUAUCCAUUCAUUGAGAGAGGGGCAGGGGGUGGAGGGGCUGAGCUGCGAGGGAAGCACGAAAUCAAAGGGCAAGCGGGGAUGGUAGCCAAGGUCGAGGUAGAAAGGGGACAUGCCAGUGGAGGGGCAGACAGCAUUGUUGUAGGCAAUUUCGGCGGCUGUGAGCAACUGAUCCCAAUCGUGUUGGUGUGGAUGACAAUACUCCCGCAGGAUUCUUUGGAGUGUAUCGUUCCAAUGGAAAGGCUCGUCCUUGCGGGUGAGUUCGUGGAGAGGGUAAGAGAUCUCGGAAAAGUUGCGAAUGAAUGGGCGGUAAUAGUUGGCAAGGCCAAGGAAGGAACGAAGUUGGAGGAGGGUCUUGGGUGGGGGGUACUCGACGAGGGCUGUGACCUUCGAGGGGUCCAUACGGAUGCCUUUAGCGGAGACAAUAUGGUCGAGGUAUUCGACGCUCGAAGCGGCAAACGUACAUUUGCUGAGCUUGGCAUAGAAUUUUUGCUCUCGGAGGAUCGCGAGGACUUGGCGGAGGUGCUGAAGGUGGGACUCGAAGGUGGGGCUGAAGACAAGGAUGUCAUCAAGGUAGACAACGACACAGACUUCGAGGAGGUUGCGGAAGAUGUGGUUCAUGGUGGAUUGGAAGGUAGCGGGGGCAUUGGUGAGUCCGAAUGGCAUCACGAGGAACUCGUAGUGCCCGAAUCGAGAGCGAAAGGCGGUCUUGUGAGUGUCCUCCUCGCGGAUACGGAUCUGGUGGAAGCCACUACGAAGGUCGAUCUUGGUAAAGUACUUGGCUCCACGAAGACGAUCAAGGAGCUCGGAAGUCCGAGUGAUGGAGGUGGUGUCGUCGGGGGUGAUGUGGUGGAAAAAGCGGGUGCGGGAGGUGCCGGGGGGGGUCUGGUGGGGGGGGUGGAGGAGUCGAUCGUGGUGGAGCAUACGAGAGAGGAGGUCAGCAAGGGGCAUGUCGGGUUUGUGGGCGAGGGCGGUUGCAAGGUCUUUGUGGCAUACUCGUUUGAUGCGGGAGAUGAACGCACAAUCGGGAAUGACGGUGUGGGGGAGGUGGUGUCGGAGGGAGCGGACGUAUUGGAUGAAGCGGUCCGUGGGACCGGUUUGGCGGAGGUGGCAGAAUUGUUCAAGGUAGUCUUCAAUGGUUUUCUGGGGGCGGAAGGUGGCAGUGAGGAGGGUGGCCCAUUGGAGGAAGGUGGGGCGUGGUCCUCCGGAGGCUCGGUGGUUGCUAGCUUCAACCAUCCACCAUUUGGCUGCAUUGCCRAGGAGGCGGGAGGUGKCAAUGGGGAGCCAGUGGGCAAGGGGCAUGUGGUGGAGCUGAAAAGAGUUCUGAAGCUGGGUUAGGAAGAGGAAAACGUCCUCGUGGGGGAGRCCGGAGAAGGACAUGAUUUCGCCAGAUCGGAAGGAACGGGGGAUUUCCCCGUCGCGGUGAACGAUCUG